AUGAGAACAUAUUAUAACUUUAAUUUUAUUUUCUUGGUCAGACGACUGACUUUAGAAGAUCUAGAAGAUUCAUGGGAUCGUGGCAUUCCUCGAAUCAACACCCUUUUCCAGAAGGACCGGCAUACAUUGGCUUAUGAUAAGGGCUGGCGUGUCAGAACAGACUUUAAGCAGUACCAGGUUUUGAAACAGAACCCUUUCUGGUGGACACACCAGCGGCAUGAUGGAAAGCUCUGGAACCUAAACAACUACCGUACAGACAUGAUCCAGGCCCUGGGUGGUGUAGAAGGCAUUCUGGAGCACACACUCUUCAAGGGCACCUACUUCCCUACAUGGGAAGGUCUCUUCUGGGAGAAGGCCAGUGGCUUUGAGGAAUCUAUGAAGUGGAAGAAACUAACUAAUGCUCAGCGAUCAGGAUUGAAUCAGAUUCCCAAUCGUAGAUUCACCCUUUGGUGGUCCCCAACUAUAAAUCGAGCCAAUGUAUAUGUAGGCUUUCAGGUGCAGCUGGACCUGACAGGUAUCUUCAUGCAUGGCAAAAUCCCUACACUGAAGAUCUCCCUCAUCCAGAUAUUCCGAGCUCACUUGUGGCAGAAGAUCCAUGAGAGCAUUGUUAUGGAUUUGUGUCAGGUGUUUGACCAGGAACUGGAUGCACUGGAAAUUGAGACUGUGCAAAAGGAGACAAUCCAUCCUCGAAAGUCCUAUAAGAUGAACUCUUCCUGUGCAGACAUAUUACUGUUUGCCUCCUAUAAAUGGAAUGUCUCCCGGCCUUCGUUGCUGGCUGAUUCCAAGGAUGUGAUGGACAGCACCACUACUCAGAAGUAUUGGAUUGACAUCCAGUUGCGCUGGGGGGACUAUGAUUCCCAUGAUAUCGAACGCUAUGCCAGGGCCAAGUUCCUGGAUUAUACCACAGACAACAUGAGUAUUUACCCUUCACCCACAGGUGUGCUCAUUGCUAUUGACCUGGCUUAUAAUCUGCACAG
Messenger RNA from Dipodomys ordii (Ord's kangaroo rat), 977 nucleotides. Its product is annotated as pre-mRNA-processing-splicing factor 8-like. Gene Ontology annotation, molecular function: U6 snRNA binding; U5 snRNA binding; U1 snRNA binding. Gene Ontology annotation, cellular component: catalytic step 2 spliceosome; U5 snRNP. The annotation marks the transcript as partial. NCBI's taxonomy places the organism in Eukaryota, Metazoa, Chordata, Mammalia, Rodentia, Heteromyidae. The record is from RefSeq and is a predicted model, not a curated record. Gene Ontology annotation, biological process: spliceosomal tri-snRNP complex assembly; mRNA splicing, via spliceosome. The transcript is spliced from 6 exons.